Messenger RNA from Cajanus cajan (pigeon pea), 849 nucleotides. RefSeq lists its product as uncharacterized. NCBI's taxonomy places the organism in Eukaryota, Viridiplantae, Streptophyta, Magnoliopsida, Fabales, Fabaceae. Gene Ontology annotation, molecular function: nucleic acid binding; RNA-DNA hybrid ribonuclease activity. The record is from RefSeq and is a predicted model, not a curated record.
AUGCUGUCGCAAGAUGACGAAAAUGACAUCGAAAGGGCCAUUUAUUACAUCAGUAGGAUGAUGGUCGAGGCAGAAAUCAGAUACACUCCUUUGGAGAAGUUAUGUCUGAGUUUGUAUUAUGCUUGUACAAAGCUGAAGCAUUAUAUUAAACCUUAUGAUGUAUUCGUAUUCUGUCGAAAUAAUAUGAUUAAAUAUAUGUUAUCUAAACCUAUCCUGCACUCUCGAGUUGAGAAAUGGGCUCUGGCAUUGACCGAGUAUUCGUUAACGUUUGUUCCCCUCAAAGCCACAAAAGGACAAGUAAUUGCUGAUUUUCUCGUGGAUCACUCGAAUGUAACUGAACAGGUUAAUUAUUUAACCACGAAAUCAUGGGAACUAUAUUUUGAUGGAUCGAAACACGAGUUAAGAGCAGGAAUCAGAUUACUGAUUAUUUCCCCGGGUGGGAUCCCCACCAAAUUCUCAUUGAGAACGAAAUCCGAAUGCUCAAAUAAUGAAACUGAAUACGAAGCAGUGAUUACUGGGCUAAAAUUGCUUAAGGACUUGGGGGCAAGGAACAUAAUCAUUCGAGGUGACUCGCAACUCGUGAUUAAACAGUUAACUCGAGAAUAUAAAUGUAUGAAUGAAAAGUUACUCGAAUGCAAAUCUAGAGCUACAGCUUUGUUAAAUUCAUUCGAUGAGGUCCAAUUAGAACAUAUCUCUCGUAACGAGAACGAAAUUGCGAAUGAACUAACUCAGAUUGCAUCUGGGUACAAGCUAAGCAGGGAAUGUCUCGAAUCUCUUGUUUGUAUAAGGAAUGAGUUGAGUGACGAGCACGAAUGCCUCACCAUAGACACCUCAACCAUUCAGGACUAG